This is a messenger RNA of Candida tropicalis MYA-3404, 258 nucleotides long. RefSeq names its product proteasome regulatory particle lid subunit. The record is from RefSeq and is a predicted model, not a curated record. The transcript has a single exon. The coding region runs from base 1 to 258 and encodes 85 amino acids. Gene Ontology annotation, cellular component: proteasome complex; proteasome regulatory particle, lid subcomplex. Lineage: Eukaryota; Fungi; Ascomycota; Pichiomycetes; Serinales; Debaryomycetaceae. Gene Ontology annotation, biological process: proteasome assembly; mRNA export from nucleus; double-strand break repair via homologous recombination.
AUGUCUGAAAUCACUGAACUAGAUUCUAAAACCACUGCUCCAGUUACAGAGGAAGAAAAAAACAUUAUUAAAACUUUAGAAGAAGAUGAUGAAUUUGAAGAUUUUCCAGAAGAUGAUUCUAAAUGGUCAGGAGAAGGUAAUAAAUUAGAUGAAAAGACCUUAUGGGAAGAAGAUUGGGAUGAUGAUGAUACACAGGAUCAAUUCGCUGCUAAAUUAAAAGAAGAAUUACAAAAAACCGGAAAACCUGUUGCCAAAUAG